UGGUGCUCUGUGUCCCUCGGACACAGCGGAUCACCGAUCAACGGAAAGAGCCGAAGUUGUCGGCUUGGUUAUGUGAUCAGCUGUGUCCAAUCACAGCUGAUCACAUCCGUCACGCUGACAGCUCGAGAGGAGAGCAGAGCCGGUAAUCGGCAUCCCUCAGAGGGGACAUGUGCACUGAUCAUCAGGGCACUGAUGAUCAGUGUGCCCUGAUGAUCUGUGUAGCCCCAGUAGUGCCAUCUGUUAGUGCCCAUCAGUGCCAGCUGUCAGUGCUCAUCCAUGCCACCUGCCAGUGCCCAUCAGUGCCACAUCAAUGCCACAUAUCAGUGCCUACCAGUGCACAUCAAUGCCACAUAUCAGUGACCAUCUGAGCUGCCUUUCAGUGUCACCCGUCAGUGCCAGUAACUGCCACCUAUCAAUGCCAGUCAGUGCCACCUAUCAGUGCCAGUCAGUGCCGCCUAUCAGUAUGCAUCAGUG
Molecule: messenger RNA, 474 nt
Organism: Staurois parvus
Lineage: Eukaryota; Metazoa; Chordata; Amphibia; Anura; Ranidae
Source: the annotation of a GenBank genome assembly